AUGCAUCACAAUAGAUCAGAAAGUGAACCAACAAGAAUACAAUCUAUCCGAUUGCCUACUCAUGAUCGAAGAGGUCAAUCUAUGGGAAAUUCUCCACAAUCACCUUUAAACAUACUUUCGUCUAGUACUCCAAGAUAUUCUAAACGAAAGGAAGAACGAACAGUCAAUCUAGACCAAUAUUCCUUCAAAACACAAACUAAUCCAACACUUUCCCAACUCUUACUCAAGCUUGGUCAUGAAAUAUUCGAAAAUUGGGACGAAUUCUGUGGAAACUUGGCACUUCAAGCCAGAACCUUCAAAUCUUCAUCAAAAUCCGAUCAGGAAACUAAACCAUUCUCUUCCCAACCAUGUACUCUACUCAAUAGAAUGUUCUCCUACGAGAAUGUCUUUUCAAAACUAACCAUAGAACAGCAAAUCCAUUUAAUCACCAAUUUCAUCACAAACUAUUCCUGUUAUGAGGUGAAUGGUUCGAUAAAUAUGAGAAUUCCAACACAUCUGUACAAGUAUGUGUUAGAUGAGGAGGAGCACAUUACGAGAUCACGUUCUCCAUCUUCACCUACUCAUCAUGUUUCCAAUUUUUCACAUCAUUCGAAUAAUGAUAGAUUUUCCAAUAUUAAAGGAAGAGCUCCAAUGAGCAGGAGAAUAGUUCCACAACAGGUAUCAGUCCUUUCAGAAAUGUAUUUCCAAUACGAUGAGGAGAAUGACAGAUGCGAUUCAAUGAUGGUUUUGGCCUUUUUAUUGGAUGUGGUUUUGAGAGGUUGUGUCCAGAAGGAGUUGACCACAACUUGCAUGGACAUGAGAAGUGUGGAAACAAUUCUUUCUGAGAAAUCUGAGCAUCAUGGAGAUGAUUCACCUUGUUUAGGAAGGGAUCAAGAUGAGGAGGUCAAUAGUUAUCAUUGGAGAGAGUAUGUUUGUGAUGUUUUGAGGCAAUUGGUGGUUGGAAGAGAAUCGAAUAGAGAUUCGUUUGAUGAGACAGAUCAUGGAAAUGAUGUAGAUAUGGAAAUGUCUGCAUUUUCAAAUGACAUGUCAGUUUGGGAUGCUUUAAUAAUGAGAAUUUUCAAGAAUUUUCUUGAUUUUAAUCAAAAUGACAAGCUGUCACGUGUUGAAACAGUUAAGGAACAAUGUAAGCGAUUGAAAAAACAUUUCAAGAAUAGUGCCAAGAAUGUUUAUCAAGUUCUGCAACACGACAUGUGUCGUUUGGCAUUCGUCUGUCAAAAUGCCACACUAUUCCAACCAAAUUUCAGAACUACUGCCGAAAAAUAUAUCGACUCUCUCAGAAAGGAAGAUAAAAUGAAAGAUCUUCCAUUGAGUUUGGAAAUGAGUGGCGAGCUACCUUUCAUUACCAUUUGUUAUUGGCAUACCUUGAUGUGUAGAGGAGUACAUGCUUAUUUAUCACCUCUGGAAAGAGUGAAAGCAUUCCACAGAGUGGUGGAGAAGGCAAUCUUUCCAAUCAAACAUAUUUCACCAAAGAAUCCAACAGAACCUUCUCAUGUUUCAUUAAUCUUGUCAAAAUCUGUACAAUCAUUCUUGGAAUUAUUCAAAUAAAAAUAAUAAUAAAUAAUUGAGAGCGUUUUAUUUAC
This is a messenger RNA of Naegleria gruberi, 1580 nucleotides long. RefSeq lists its product as uncharacterized. The transcript has a single exon. The record is from RefSeq and is a predicted model, not a curated record. Lineage: Eukaryota; Heterolobosea; Eutetramitea; Acrasida; Naegleriidae. Bases 1 to 1545 code for a protein of 514 amino acids.